AAAAAAGAACAUAAAAAUCUUUCUGCUUGAGUUUUCCCUACAAAAAUAUCUAUCUUUUUUCUCUGCCUGCAUCUUUUCCAUUUCCAUUUCCAUUCCCAUUCUUUUGGAGGGAGCUCAGCAUGCAUUCCUUAAUUCUUUCACCACCAAUUACACCUUUCAAAUCCAAACACUUAAUCCCAUCUAUUACACCUUCUUCAAGUUUUUUAAGAAACUCAGCGUGUUCUAGUAGUAAUUAUGCUGCAUCUUCCUCUAUAGUUUGCAAAGCUGCAGGAACAACUUCUUCCAUCACUGAUUUUGAUCUAUAUGAUCUGCUCGGUGUAGAUAGCUCUUCGGACCAUUUGGAGAUCAAACAAGCGUAUCGAAUGCUGCAAAAGAAAUGUCACCCGGAUAUUGCUGGAGUGGCAGGACAUGACAUGGCUAUUAUCCUUAAUGAAGCUUAUGCUGUUCUGUCUGAUCCUCUUUCACGUUUCUCCUAUGACAAGGAGCAAGCUAAGGUUGCAGAAUUCAAAGGGUAUACAGGGAAGCCUUUAUACUCAGUAUGGUAUGGAUCUGAGAGUGAGCAGAGAGCUAUUUUUGUUGAUGAAGUCAAGUGUGUAGGCUGCUUAAAAUGUGCCCUAUUGGCUGAAAAGACAUUUGCAAUUGAAUCCGUUUAUGGUAGAGCACGAGCCAUUGCUCAGUGGGCUGAUCCCGAAAACAAAGUUAAUGAAGCCAUAGAAGCAUGCCCUGUUGAUUGCAUUUCUAUGGUGGAGAGGUCAAAACUUGCAGCAUUAGAGUUCCUCAUGUCAAAGCAACCACGUGGUAAUGUUAGAAUCGGCGCAGGGAAUACUGUAGGCACUCGUGUAUCAAAUAUCUUCGUUGAUGUCGAUAAAUUCCAGGAUAACUAUUUAGCAGCCUUGGAAAAAGGAUCUAAUAAACGCUCCAAGGACCAGGACCUUCAUUGGGAAGCACGAAUGUCCGCCUUUCAAGCAAUCAGAUCAAUCACAAACUGGUUAUACUGGCAACCACCCAUUCCAGGAAUGCCCGCAACUCAAACAGGAAAAAAAAUGUUACAAAUAGCAGAAAAUUCCACACAAUCAAACUCACCAGACAUUAACAAGCUAAAGGAAGCUGUAGCUGCUAGAAAACAAGCGCGGACAACCACAAAAACAAAACCAAGUAACUCAUCCGAGUACUGGACACCAUCGCCAUUUAUCCUUCCAGAGUCGCCAAAUAGCAAACCCGACCCUAAACCUUCUCCCACUUCAACUAGCAAGAAACCAAAUGGGGAUUCAUAUUAUGAGAAGUUUGUGGUUCCAAGGAGGAGGAUUAGAACUAGUAGUCCUUAUGAGCGCGGAGUUCCUGUUGCAAUGGCUAUCGUUGCAGCAAUCAUAAUUCGGUUACAACUUGGAGAUACUGCGGCUGCUGGGGGAAUCGAAGCACAUAUCGGCGGUUCUUUGUUACAGGAUGUUGUUAACAGUUCAUGGAUGCAAGUCAUUUUAGCUGGUGUCACUUGGUACCUUAUUGGUAUGUAUGGAGUUGAACUCAUUGCAGCCCUUCAAAUAAAAUCACAUGAUAUUGAAGAAUGAUUGAAAUAUAUAGGUACAUAGAGAUAUAUAUUAUGUAUAUACUUAGUUAAGUUCUGUUAAUGUAUGGGUAUAAAUCUUCCAUCAAGUUGCUGAAAUCGAAUAUAUAUGCAGAAAGAAACAAUUUUAAGA
Molecule: messenger RNA, 1694 nt
Organism: Erigeron canadensis
Lineage: Eukaryota; Viridiplantae; Streptophyta; Magnoliopsida; Asterales; Asteraceae
Product: chaperone protein dnaJ C76, chloroplastic
Exons: 4
Coding region: 120-1565 (481 amino acids)
Source: RefSeq, a predicted model, not a curated record